This is a messenger RNA of Colletotrichum scovillei, 1523 nucleotides long. Its product is annotated as D-isomer specific 2-hydroxyacid dehydrogenase. Bases 473 to 1414 code for a protein of 313 amino acids. The record is from RefSeq and is a predicted model, not a curated record. Lineage: Eukaryota; Fungi; Ascomycota; Sordariomycetes; Glomerellales; Glomerellaceae. Gene Ontology annotation, molecular function: NAD binding. The transcript has a single exon.
UUUCCCCUCCCCCGCCCCCUCCCCCACCUUGACGACGCCAACGACAAGCCCGGAUGGCUUCGUUUUUUGACGUCGUCGAGUGGGCGAGUGGGAACUUGGUGCGGAUUUGGCGCUGUUCCCCCACCAUCCCACCCAUCCAGCCCGUCCAUGGUCCUUGGAGUGUCCAUUUACCCCCGCUUACACGGAAGCUGUCGCGCGCAUUGUGUUCUAUUGGAUCGCGGUCUCUCCGUCAUCGGUAUGCCUUGCCCCGAGGUUAGGUAAAACCAGACGUGACCCCUCGCUCAUUUUCUUCCAGAUUGCUCUCGUUUCUUUGAUGUUUCUUCACGAUCUCUUCAGUUUCCCCUCAUACCUCUCAUACCCCUCAUAAUGUAAGAGCCUCCUGUGCCUCCCCAAGCUUCCAAUUGGGAACCAACAUCACUAACACGCCAACCUCUAGAUCUCACAAACCCUCAACACCACACACGUCACAACCAUGAAGCUCCUCUACCCCACCUCCCUCAAGCUCGACGUCGACAGCCUCCAGGGCUUCUCCGUCGACCUCGUCCCCUACGACGUCAAGACCACCAUCCCCGAGGAGCACACAGACGCCGAGAUCCUCGUCACCUGGACAAACUCCGCCGACAACCUCAAGGACGCCGCCGCCCGCCUCAAGAACAUCAAGUGGAUCCAGUCCCUCGCCGCCGGCCCCAACGACGUCCUCUCUGCCGGCUUCGACACCUCCAAGGUCACAGUCACCACCGGCUCGGGCCUCCACGACCACACCGUCGCAGAGCACGCCCUCGGCCUCCUCCUCAACGCCGCCCGCCGCUUCUACGAGAUGCGCGACUACCAGCUCCAGUCAAAGUGGCCCGGCCACCUCGGCGGCCCGCAGCCCGACCGCCCCGCGCACCACCCUCCGCGACGCCCGCGUGCUCAUCUGGGGCUUCGGCAACAUCGCCAAGUCGCUCACCCCGCACCUCCGCGGCCUCGGCGCCCAGGUCAAGGGCGUCGCGCGCAACGCCGGUAUCCGCGACGGCGUCGAGGUCUACGGCGAGGACAAGCUCGCCGAGCUCCUCCCCGAGACCGACGCCCUCGUCAUGAUCCUCCCCGGCUCCGAGUCCACCAAGAACGCGCUCAACGCCGCGCGCCUCAAGCAGCUGCCCAAGCACGCGUGGAUCGUCAACGUCGGCCGCGGCGUCCAUUGACGAUUGACGAGGAGGCGCUCGUGGACGCGCUCGAGGCCGGCGAGGUCGGCGGCGCGGCGCUGGACGUGUUUGUUACCGAGCCGUUGCCCGAGUCGAGCCGGUUGUGGAAGGCGCCGAAUGUCGUUGUCUCGCCGCAUGCUGCUGGCGGAAGGCCGCAGGGCGCGGAGGCGUUGAUUGCGUAUAACUUGAGGCGGUUCCGUGCUAGUCAGUCGUUGAAGAAUGUCAUCUGAGGUGUGGUGGCCUGUUUUUUGGAGUGGGAAAAAAUGGAUGGAGAGCGUGGUUUGGUGAAUAAUAGACAUGAUUGAUACAAUACUCAAUACAAAACGGCCUUCAUGAUUC